Molecule: messenger RNA, 399 nt
Organism: Lottia gigantea (owl limpet)
Lineage: Eukaryota; Metazoa; Mollusca; Gastropoda; Lottiidae
Exons: 5
Coding region: 1-399 (132 amino acids)
Source: RefSeq, a predicted model, not a curated record
AUGGAUUCAACGAUGAUACUUUUGGAAGGAGUGGCAAAUAUUGGACCCUUAUUCACAAGAAGAAAUAGGGACAUGAUAGCAUCGAUUUGUACCAUUCCAAUUUUCAGUCAGUAUAAUACUCCAGGUUUAAAUAUUAUCGGUAUGAAAUCUUCUCAUCAGUUAGAAACUUGUUGGUCUAUAGAUAUCAAAUUAUGUUCCAGUGAGCUGUUAAAUGGUAGAUCAAUGCAUGGCCUAGUUAGAGCAACCAGAAAACACAGGCGGAGCUUUAAAAGUUAUAAGGCUCAAUCUGUGCUGGAUGUUUUGCGAAAUUAUCCCUUUACACAUGCUUUACAAGAAUAUUCUAGUAUUAAACCACAGAAUGAUUCUCACAGUACAUCUUGUUGCUCUCCUUAUAUGUAG